UGUGCGGACCGGCGCGACGCCCUCUCCCAACAGCCCUCACAGUGAGCAUGAGGCGAGAAUGCAUGGCGUGAACUAGAGUGAACUUGUUAGGUGCGUGUGUGCUGGGACUCCGGCGUAUCCUUUUUUUCCCUCGUAGUUCCAUAUAGGUCUGUUUCGCUUCAUUCUCUUGCGCGUGAGGGAAAAAAAGUUCAGUUUUAAUACGGAUGCGAUAAUUGUUGUAUCUGAUGAAUCCUGACGAAAGUGCUAAGAUUUCUCAGAGGAAAAUGAGAAGAAAUAUAUAGUUAUACACACACAUAUAUAUAAUCAAUUCUAUUUUUAGAAACUUCUUGUGUAUCGAUAUUAGAAGAUAUUAACUUAAAUUGUUACAAACACAUUUAAGAAGAAACGAAUAGAAGAAAAUCCCAUGUUGAUAUAAAUGAAUGUUAAUUAGGAACGCAGUGUAUAAGGAGUUUUACUCACCUGUGGUCAGAUAAAACAAAUAAAAAACGAAAAAAAAAACGAGAAACAGGGAAAAAAAUAAACAGUCUACGUUACUCAACACAUAAGGUUCCUUACGAUGAGAGUGAAGAUCCGGUGAGCACCAUGACGCCCAUGUGAAUGUGGGCGGACCCCAAGGGCGGCGGAGGAGGCGGUGCAAGCGAGUGGCGGCGGGUGGGCGUGCGGGCGGCGUCUUUGCGAAGUCUCUCCGACGGGCGCUGGCUCUUCGUCAUGGCUGUCAACGUGCUGAUGCCGCUGCUCAUCCCGCUCGGGGAACAGAUCACCAACGAGACCCAGCUGACUGGGGUGGGCAACCUGGUCUUCACGCAUCCUAAAUUCGAGGUUUUUGUGAAGGAAAACACCUCACCAGUCUUGCUCUUAACACUGCAGGCGGCCAGCAACUCUACGGACGCCGAUGUCAUGUACAGCGUGGUCGCGGGCGGGCUGGCAGGACUGUUCCUGGUCGACGGGUCCUCGGGUCACCUCACACUCACGUCGCCGCUGGACUAUGAGGCCAGACACACUUACGAGGUGAUCGUGGGCGGGCAGGCGGCGGGCGAGCGGGCGUUCGCGCGGGUGGUGGUGAGGGUGAGGGACGUGAACGACCUCCCGCCCACGUUCUCACGCCCGCUCUUCGAGACGCAGAUCACCGAGGAGGACGACAGACACCUGCCCAAGCCCAUCCUGCAGGUGUCAGCCAUGGACGGAGACGUGAGCGACGAGAGCCGCCUCGUCUACACGCUGACGGGAGACGGUGUCGCGACUGUCAACAGCAGCUUCUCCGUCAGCGACAACUCCGGGCACAUCCACCUCCUCAGACCCCUGGACAGAGACGCGCCGACGGGGAGGGCCCGUUGGGAGCUCCAGGUCUCGGCCACCGACGGGAUCCACGAAGCCAGCGCCCUCGUCCACGUCAACGUCAAGGACAUCAACGACAACGCUCCCUUCUUCUCCACGCUCGUCAUCAACGGCAGCGUGCCCGAGAACGCCAAAGCUGGCUCUGAAGUGACGCAGGUGUCGGCCACAGAUUACGACGACCCGCUGGAGAGCACGAACGCAAUCUUGACGUACGCCGUCGAGAAGAACGUCAUUGACGAGUUGUCCGGACAGCCGAUCUUCACCAUCGACCCCAACACGGGAAGGAUAACGACUGCUCUCUGUUGCCUGGACCGAGAGAAGACGCCAACAUACGCCAUCCAGGUCGUUGCUUCUGACGGAGGAGGUCUCAAAGGCACGGGCACGGUGCUAGUGGUCGUGGGAGACGAGAACGACGUAUCUCCCAAGUUCUCGAGGGCGGAGUGGCUCCUGACGGUACACGAGUCGGUGCCCCUCAACACGUCCCUGGCCUUCCUCACCGUCGACGACCCCGACAUCACUAACGACUUCGCCUUUAGGGUAGUGAAGGGAAGCGGCCACGGCUGGGAGAGGUUCCGCGUGGUUCCUUCGGGCAAUGGCAGCGGCUCCCUGCAGGCGGUGAAGAAGCUGGACUUCGAAGACCCUGUGCAGAGGCAGGGCUUCAAGUUCAGGGUCCAGGUCUCGGAUCAGGGCGACUCCAACUGGGAGAGCAGCAAGCACGUGGACUCGGCGUGGGUGCUGAUUAAGCUCUUGGACGACAAUGACAAUGCGCCGCAGCUCUCCACGGAACUAGUCAAUCUCACGCUCCCCGAGGACGUCCCCGUCGGCCGCUCGCUCGCCACCUUCACGGCUUCCGACAGGGACCAGGGCGGCAAGGGCGAGGUGCACUACGCGAUAGAGCCCUCGAGCGACCCCGGGCGGCGGUUCGCCGUGGACAGUACGGGCCGCGUGCGCCUGCAGCGCGGGCUAGACCGCGAGGCGUCGCCGCACCACACCGUCCUCGUGCUGGCCAUGGACCGGGGGGAGCCGCCCCGCACGUCCACUGCCACGCUCCUCAUCACGCUCUCCGACAUCAACGACAACGCGCCGCACGUGGCCAGCCCCGACGGCAUCUUCGUGACGGAGAACAGCGGGCCGCAGCACGUGGCCGACCUCACCCUCGACGACCCCGACGACUGGAGCCUCGGCCACGGCCCGCCCUUCUCGGUGGCGCUCGAUUCCCACGCGCCCAGGCACAUCAAAGAGACCUUCGCCGUCGACUUCGACCAGAAGGGCGACGAAGGGCGGGGCGUGGCCGUGGUGACGUCACUCGCGCCGCUGGACCGCGAAGUCGCCGCUACACGACUCCUGCCGCUGGUCGUCGGCGAUGCGCGGGGACUCACAGCCACGACCACCAUUACCCUCACGGUGGCAGACCUGAACGACAACCUCAUGAGCUCAGCGGAUAAGACAGUUACCGUCAUUCGGUUGAGGGGCGAGACAGAAGCGCUCCCGUUGGGUCGUGUCUAUGUGGACGACCCCGACGACUGGGACGUGGCCGACAAGACGUGGUCGUGGCGCACGCACGAGAAACACCCGCUCUUCGCCCUCGACAGCCGCACGGGGGAACUCACCAUGAGCGGCCAUGCGAGGGACUCCACAUACUUCUUGCAGUUUUGGGUCAGUGACGUCACUCAGAGGCAGGUGAACGUCCCCGCCAACGUCACUGUUAGCGUCACGAGUCUCAGCCGUGACGUCAUCAAGUGUGCAGUGCCCAUCACCAUCACAACACACACGCCUCAGGCUCUGAUUGCCGAGGGUUUGCACGUAGCUGGGUCAGCCCUGGACGCCCUCCUGACCUCCGUGGAGUCGAUCGCCAACGUGGGCGUGAGAGUCAUUUCGCUCGAGUCCCAGACGCUCAAACUGACGCCCGUGAGGAGGGGGGGCACCCGCGUGUGGCUGACGGCGCGCUCCAGACAGCCCUUGGAUCAGCUCCUGCUUCUGCACCGUCGCCAGAUCUCCAGCGAAUCCGGCGUGGGCGUAGUGAACGUGGGCGUAGGUGCGUGUGUGACCAUGCCGUCCAUGGAAGACAGGCGGGCGUGGGUAGUAGACGCCAACAAGACGGCCCUCGUCACACCCCGCCUAGACGCCCUCGAUACAGGCUGCAGCUGCCACGCCCACCCGUCGCAGAUGAGGCAGCACCUCGCCCAUCUCGGGGGCGCCGACCAGCAGCCCAGCGUCGCCGCCGUCACCCACACCGCGUCGUGUCAGCCCAACCCUUGUCUCAACGGCGGCCGCUGCAUCGCCCUCGCCAACGGGCCCAGAUGCGUGUGUCCUGAGGGCACCGCGGGCUCCCUGUGCAAGCAGCUGAGCCGCCACUUCAGAGGCGAAGGGUGGGUGUGGGCGGCGCCCAUCCCACCCUGUAGCCGCGCCCACAUCUCCCUCGAAAUUCGCACGACGAGGGAGGAGAGCCUCCUUCUGUACGCGGGGCCCGGAGACAACCUGGCGCAGGCGUCGCCGCAACUCCUGCAGGAGGACGUGCUGAGCCUCGAGCUACGCGGAGGGCGACCGAGGCUGAUGCUCGACCUCGGCAGCAGCCCGAUCCUUCUCGAACCCGCCCACGCCCACGCCGCCCCCAAUCUGGCCGACGGGCGCUGGCACCGCCUCGACGUCGUGUGGGGGGACCAUCGAGUGGACGUGGUGAGCGACCUGUGUUUGGCGGGCGGGGAGUGCCGUCUCACAGCGCCCCUUCCCGCCACCUCCCUCACCCUGGGCGUGGCGGCUCCCCUGCAGGUGGGCGGCCUCGCCAACCCGCCGCCCGAUCACCACGACCACGGCUGGCCGGCGCCCCUCACCGCCCGCGCCUUCCUCGGCUGCAUCCGGAACCUGCGCGUCAAUGGCGAGCUUCGCGACCUCGGCGAUGCGGUCCUGGGCGAGGGCAGUUCUCCCGGAUGUUUCCAUGGCGACGCAUGCGCAGACGGAGGCGUCCUGUGUCCGAAGCAGGCAAGGUGCGUGAGAAGCGACGCCGGACCCAAGUGUGAGUGUCUUCCGGGCUGGGAAGGCGACACCUGCCACCUGAGGACACAGCCUGCCUCCUUCAGCGCCAGCAGUUACGUGAAAGUGGCCCUGUCUGCCGUGCCACCACCGAACACCACAACUGUUCACUUGAGAUUUCGCACGUGGGAGAGUUCGGGUCAACUCCUGGCGCUGAGUUCCCAGCACGGGCGUGACCUGAUGGCGGUGCAUCUCGUGGGCGGCCAGGUCUGCCUCAAGCUCGCCCUCCACCAGAGCCCCACCAUACACCUGUGCCUUCAACAGGUGCACCUCAACGACGGCAAGUGGCACGCCGUCAGGAUAGAAAGGUUCGGGCAGUGGGCGGAGCUUGUAGUGGACGAGGGCGACGGGCCCCUCUACAACGCCACCGCCACGCCCUCCUCACUCCAGGGAUGGUCCACGCCCUUCCUGGUGGACCGGCAGGAAGGCGUGCACGUGGGCGGCUCGCCUGAGUACGUGGGCGUGAGCCUCUUCACCGUCCACCAUGAUUUCCACGACGGAUGCCUAGACGACCUCCGCGUGUCGGGCGUGAGUCUCCCUCUCCCGCCCCUCGUCAACACCUCCGCGUGGGCGCAGGCGACCAUGUUCACCAACGUCCAGCCCUCCUGCGCCGCACCUGCCGCAUGCGCCAACGUCACCUGCCCGGAGCCGCUCACCUGUAUAGACGUCUGGCGGAGACAUCAGUGCGGCUGCAGCGAUGGUUCAACGCUGACUCGAGAGGGAGGCAAAUGCAGGGAUGUGAACGAAUGCGUCUGGUCUCCGUGUCUGAACGGGGGGACGUGUGUAAAUCAAGACCCAGGGUAUUUUUGCGUCUGUCCAAAAACAUAUAUAGGUGACAAUUGUGAGGGAGCAGCCAUUUCCGCGCCCUCGCUCUCCCUCUCCGUGGGCGCCCUCGUUACAGUGGUCGUGUUUGCCGUUCUCCUGUUCGCGGUGGUGCUAGCGGCGUACCUCGUGCACCGUCGGCGCCGUCAGAAGCGAAGUCUCUCGAAGAAGGCAAGUGCCGAGUCGUCGUUCGUGGAGAAGACGACCCAAGACGACAGCCUUCACGACGGCGAGCACGACUUCCCCGCCGACGUCAUCGAACUUCACCUCGCGAAGGACCUCAAGUUCUCGGGCGAGCGAUCCAAAAAUGGACACGAGAAGAUCGCCGGCGUUGACGUCCUCAGACACGAUGGUCCGCCCACGAAGAGAGGCGAGGGCGGGGCAGAGGGAGGGUGCGGGUGUCCCCACCUCCCCUCCCUCGAUGACCUUCGAAACUACGCCUACGAGGGAGACGGCAGUUCACCCGGGUCGCUGUCCUCGUGCUGCUCCGGAGGCGACGGAGGCGGCGAGGCGCGUCUCCUCGGAGGUUUCCAGGACGUCGCGACCUUACUGAACUGCCUCGGCGGGCAACCCGAGGGCGGCUCUCCGUCCCAUUCCGGCGCCGCCCUCGCGCAGCCGAACAAGAAGACGCCGGCAUCUUCCUCCUUCGGUGCUGCGGCGAAGGCCGUCUCCGGGGGCAGCCCUUCAGCGACGCAGCUUCUCCUCGCGGGCAAGAAGGCGGAAAAGGGCGGCGCCGGCGAGGCCAUCGCGAAGAAGAGCAUGAGCAUCUCUAUGUCGAAGGCGGACACGCUGGAGAUCGGCCUCCACAGCGGCGGCGCGGAGGCGGAGCUGCUCUUCCAGCCGGCCGCCGUCAGCAGCAAGUGCCACUCGCUGCCGCGGCUGCGCGUGCCGACCAUCUUCGUGAACAACCUCCACGGCGACCCGGGGGACUCCAAGGGCCGCGAGACCUACCACUACUCUCUCAAGAGGAACAAGGCGCCCUUCGCCGUCGAGACCGCGCUAGGGAUCAGAGGUAAUCCCCCCGGGUGCUACUGCGCGCAGAUCCCUCCUCCUGCGGGCUUUGAGGAGAAUCCCUCGGUCGCGCACUUGAAAAGUCGGAGUGCAUGCAGAGCGUGCGUCACGGUGGCGCUGCAGAGCGAGGAGCGGCUCAGCGCCUACGGCAUCCCCCGCCGCAGCCUGUCGGCGUCGACGGUCUCGUACCUGACGCCGGCCGGCCUCAACACGCAGCUGGUGCAGCCGGCCGCCGUCGCGCCACUCCCCCCCUGCGGCCACCGCACCUGCUCCUCCCUCAGCAGACAUUCGGCGGAGAAGGGCGCGGGCGUGUGUCCGUGCAAGGUGUCCGCCGUGUCUGGCCACAGUGACUACACGGGUGGGCAGAGUUGCCAGAUGCGCGCCGGGUCGGAGAAGCUGGGCGGCGGGCGGGGAUAGUACUCAGAAGGCGGGCGGGGUGGACGUCGGAUCAAUAUUUGGAUCUACGAUAUAUGUGCCUCUAUGUUUAAUACAGUGUUUUUAUGGAAUAUUAAAGAAUUAACAAAGAUUCAUCAAUCUGUCUUUCACCUUUGUGUGCUACACUGACUCUAGAUGCGAGAGAUUCGGGAAAGGUCAUGAUUUAUACUUUUGUAAAUCUGUAGCUGUGUAAAUCACUUUGUGAAAAUAAAGACAUAUACGGAA
This is a messenger RNA of Penaeus chinensis, 6858 nucleotides long. Its product is annotated as putative neural-cadherin 2. Lineage: Eukaryota; Metazoa; Arthropoda; Malacostraca; Decapoda; Penaeidae. Gene Ontology annotation, biological process: homophilic cell-cell adhesion. Gene Ontology annotation, molecular function: calcium ion binding. Gene Ontology annotation, cellular component: plasma membrane; cell-cell junction. The coding region runs from base 598 to 6615 and encodes 2005 amino acids. The transcript has 32 exons. The record is from RefSeq and is a predicted model, not a curated record.